CGCACCAUGGCAGCUUCCAACUGGACCAUGCCCCACCCCUCCACCUUCAUCCUCCUCGGCAUCCCGGGGCUGGAGGCGGUGCACGUCUGGAUCUCCAUCCCCUUCUGCUCCGUCUACCUUCUGUCCCUCCUGGGGAAUGGCCUCCUCCUGGCUGUUAUCAAGACCGAGCCCAGCCUCCACGAGCCCAUGUACCUUUUCCUUUCCAUGCUGGCGCUCGCCGACCUGGUCAUCUCCACCACCGCCCUACCCAAAACCCUCUGCAUCUUCUGGUUCAGUGACCGGGCCAUUCACAUCAACGCUUGCCUGGCCCAGAUUUUUUUGAUUCACUCCGUAACUACCAUGGAGUCCGGGUUUAUGUUGGCCAUGGCCUUUGAUCGCUACGUCGCUAUCUGUAACCCGCUGCGACACUCAAUCAUCCUCACCAAUCAGGUCGUAGCCAAGAUAGGGCUGGUCAUUGUGAUGAGGGGGGCCGUGUUACUGGGCCCACACCCAUUCCUGCUGAAGCAGCUCCCGUACUGCAGGACCAAUGUCAUUUCUCACACCUAUUGUGAGUUCAUGGCACUCGUGAAACUGGCCUGUGAGGACACGACAGUCAUGAGUUCCUACAGUCUGGCAGUAGUGUUUCUCGCCGGGGGGUUAGAUUUUAUCCUCAUUGUCCUGUCCUACAUCCUGAUCCUCCGGGCUGUCUUCAGACUCCCCUCCAAGGAGGCGCGACACAAGUCGCUUAGCACCUGCAGCUCCCACGUCUGCGUCAUGCUGGUGUUUUACACCCCUGCGAUCUUCACCUACCUCUCCCACCGCUUCGGCCACAUGGUUCCCCACAUUCACAUCCUCAUCGCCAACAUUUACCUGCUCUUUCCUCCCAUGAUGAACCCCAUCAUCUAUGGGGUGAGAACCCCGGGGAUCCGGCAGAGGGCGCUCCUCAUCUUGGGCGUCAAACCAGCCUGA
Messenger RNA from Caretta caretta (loggerhead turtle), 948 nucleotides. Its product is annotated as olfactory receptor 52K2-like. The record is from RefSeq and is a predicted model, not a curated record. Gene Ontology annotation, molecular function: G protein-coupled receptor activity; olfactory receptor activity. Gene Ontology annotation, cellular component: plasma membrane. Gene Ontology annotation, biological process: G protein-coupled receptor signaling pathway. Lineage: Eukaryota; Metazoa; Chordata; Testudines; Cheloniidae.